This is a messenger RNA of Camelina sativa (false flax), 642 nucleotides long. The record is from RefSeq and is a predicted model, not a curated record. Lineage: Eukaryota; Viridiplantae; Streptophyta; Magnoliopsida; Brassicales; Brassicaceae.
UCCAUAGGCCUAUAUAUACUCCUCACACUAAACCUCAGCUAGCUAUUGCAACAGACAGAAGCAGAUUAAAAAAAAAAAAAAAAACACAAAAAUGGCUUCUUCAGUCAUCACUAUAGCCCUAACCCUAAUCAUGAUCUUCAACCUCACGCCGAAAGCAACCGUUGCUCGUCGUCUCAGCGAUCAGAAGCCGAGUGAUGAAAGGGUAGCCACCACUUCCGACGAAGCGAAUAACCUGCCUUUUCCACCCGGGUUGCCAUUCAGCGGCGUUCCUCCGUUACCGUCACUUUUUCCGCCGUUUGUGCCUUCUCCAUUCCCUGGAAACAUCCCACGUUUACCGUUUCCGUUUCCGAUGCCGUCAUCACCUCCGGCGCCAUCUAUACCUGGCUUCCCUGGCUUUAAUUUCCCUCCCCUGCCGUUCCUCACGCCGCCACCUUCGUGAACGUAUAGGUUAAUUAACGCCGUUGUUAUAGUAAAUAACUAUCACGUUUGAAAUAAACUCAUGGUAAUAUCGAAAAGGAUCAUGUGUACUCGAUGAUAGUAGUAUAAAUAUAAAUUAUGAAAAAUUAGUUAAGAUAUAGAGUAUGUGUCGUGUCUGUAUCACAAUGUUGAUCUAAUUAAUGAAUAAAGACUUCGGUUUGACCA